Messenger RNA from Drosophila busckii, 1606 nucleotides. RefSeq names its product synaptic vesicle glycoprotein 2C. Gene Ontology annotation, cellular component: membrane. The transcript is spliced from 6 exons. Bases 62 to 1555 code for a protein of 497 amino acids. Gene Ontology annotation, molecular function: transmembrane transporter activity. Gene Ontology annotation, biological process: transmembrane transport. Lineage: Eukaryota; Metazoa; Arthropoda; Insecta; Diptera; Drosophilidae. The record is from RefSeq and is a predicted model, not a curated record.
UUGCUAUUACAAUCAAAUUUCAAAUAUAAUUGCAUUAAUAUUGUAGCUAAAUUUCAUCAAGAUGAACGUGGGUUUAAAUGAGUUUGAUGUUGUAAUGGAACAAAUUGGUUUUGGUAAGGUGCAUUGCUAUAUAAUGUUAACUCUCGGCUGUUGCCAGAUGUUAACUAUACACGAAACCAUGGGCAUGGGUAUUAUUGCACCCGCUGCAGUCUGCGAUUUACACAUGAGCCUGGUCCAACUGGCAACAAUAACGGCAUCAGCAUUUCUGGGUAUCGUAUGUUCGUCCUAUUUCUGGGGCUACAUAGCGGAUAAGAUGGGACGAAGAUGGAUUCUGAUGCGUACGAUUUUAUUAAGUCAUUUGUUUUCUAUUAUGUCCAUGUUUAUGGUGGAUUUUACAUACUUUUUUGUUAUGCGUUUCAUAACUGGCAUAUUCGUAGCAGGUCCAAGCUUUGUGGCCGUCACUUAUCUAAGCGAAUUCUGUAGUCGUCAAAUGUUGGCGCGUACAGUGACUCACAUGUAUAUGUUCACGGGCUUUGCUAUGUUCUAUACACCUUCGUGGGCUACGCUGUUUCUAACUUCGAGUAUAAUGGAUUUCGACAUUCCGCUCUUUGGCAGCUUGACACUACGCCCAUGGCGACUCCUGGGCUGUCUGUUUAUGUUGCCUGGUGUGGUUGCAUUCUUUAUGCUGCUCAGAAUGCCCGAGAGUCCCAGAUUUCUGUUCAUGAUUGGUGAUAUGAAACAAGGUAUGUCAGCAAUGGACUGGAUUAGUGUAAAGAAUACAGGACAUCCAUUGAAUCCGGAGCAAGUGGCUUUGAUGCAAAGGUUCCACGAGAAAACGGAAGUAAGGCGUCAAAAACGUGGCAGCAAUCUAAUGCAAACUAUGCUCAAUGAUGCCAUGCCCCUCUUCCGAAAACCCUAUGUGGGCAUGUAUGUGGGCAGCUGCUAUGUUAUGUUCAGCUUGGGAUUGGUCGCACAUGGUGUUGGCAUUUGGUUUACAGCAAUGCGUAAUAGAUCAAAUAUGCGAGAGGAUAGUAUUGUUGACUUGACUGUCUGUAAAAUUCUGUUCAAUAAGUCGCCGCGACAUUUUGAAGACACUGAGGAUGAUAUUGUAAUGGCAUGCAACGAUGGCUUCAAGGGAUUUAACGAUUCUCUGAUAUUGGCACUAACCUAUAUUAUUAUAUACAAUAUAUUCUGGUUUAUGCUCUUCUUCUUGCCGCGCAAGCCGAUCUUUAUUGCUGCUCUGAUUAUUUCAUCUUCGUGUGGAUUUGCUUUGAUUUUCAUCACUGGACAUUGGCUGCAGCUAUUCUGCUUUAUUCUCUUUAUAGCAUUACCCGGUGUUGUCAUAAGCUUACUUGGCGGUGCUCUUCUGGAAUUUGUACCCACUUACCUGCGAGCCAAGGCGCUGUGUAUUAGCUUGAUGUGGUGUCGAUGUGGCGCAGCGAUGGGCACCACCUUAGUUGGCAUUUAUAUUGAAAAAAAUUGUGAAAUGACUAUUUUAUUGAUUGCCAUAUUCCCAAUGCUUUCUGCCAGUAUUGAAGGAUUUUUGCCACUGUAAAUUAAAAAUGUAGUUAGUUUAAUAGCUGAAUAAAUUUUAAAAUGUACCAUA